Messenger RNA from Dioscorea cayenensis subsp. rotundata (Guinea yam), 2628 nucleotides. Its product is annotated as P-loop NTPase domain-containing protein LPA1-like. NCBI's taxonomy places the organism in Eukaryota, Viridiplantae, Streptophyta, Magnoliopsida, Dioscoreales, Dioscoreaceae. The record is from RefSeq and is a predicted model, not a curated record. Bases 214 to 2232 code for a protein of 672 amino acids. The transcript is spliced from 7 exons.
ACAGAGCUCAAAGCAGGGCAUUCAUGGCGGCGAAGUCAUGGUGGAAGCCUUGGCGAUGGCGUAGCGAACCCCUUCUGUUCCUCUCUCACGAUCCCUAACCCUAGUUCCAGAGCUUCCCCUUCCUGCAUUGCCUCUUGAACUCUGGAUUUUGAUCUCUUCUAUGGAUUUAGGUGAGAAAUCGUAGUCUUUGGUGAGAUCUGGUUGGUUUUAGGGAUGGAGAGUGGAGUGAAGCUUUUGUAUAUAGUGGUGGUGGAUGAAAGGGAGAGGAACAAGGGUCUGAAGCCGUUGUCGUUUAGGUACACCCGGCCUGUGAUUCAGAGCACUCUGCAGCUCAUGGGUUGCAAGCCUCGCCACGCAUUCAAGAUUAGCAGAAGAGUAUAUGAGGUUAUGGGAAGUGAGUGCUCUGCUAUGAAAGGUCCUUUUAGUGAUGGAAGCUACUGGGGCCAAUCUCUUUGUAUUGAUCAGGAAGAGGUUAUGAAUCCUUCACAAAGGAAUACGGAGACAGCUUCAAAGAUACCCUUUGAGCUGUACAAAAGGCUUACAACAGUAGUUGUUAUGAGAGACACCUUCUUGAAGGUUAUUUGUGAUGCUCUCGCAGAAUACAAAUAUGUAGGCCCGAAUCAGAGGGCUGACUUGAUGCUGGCAUGCAGAAUUAGGGAAAGGAAGGAGUCUGUAACGAUACUUUUGUGUGGCACGAGUGGGUGUGGCAAAUCUACUCUAUCCGCUCUUCUGCAGGGAAGUAGAUUGGACAUCACUACUGUAAUUUCGACUGAUUCAAUUCGCCACAUGAUGAGGAGCUUUGUUGAUGAAAAACAUAAUCCAUUGUUGUGGGCUUCAACGUAUCAUGCUGGUGAAUGCUUAGAUCCAAUGGCAGUAGCAGAAGCAAAGGCUAAAAGAAAAGCCAAAAAGACCAAAGCUACUUUCCAAGAAGAGUCGCUUGAUGAUGCUUUAAAUGGAAAGCAUGAUAACAAAUUGUUUAAUACAGGCUUAGGGACUGAGUUGAUUGGCAGAAAACAAAUGGCUAUUGAGGGGUUCAAAGCACAAAGUGAAAUGGUUAUUGACAGCCUUGAUCGGCUAAUUACUGCAUGGGAAGAGCGUAAAGAGUCUGCUGUUGUUGAAGGUGUGCACUUGAGCCUAAAUUUUGUGAUGGGGCUCAUGAAGAAGCAUCCUUCAAUAAUACCAUUUAUGGUUCAUAUCACAAAUGAAGGCAAACAUAUGGAGAGGUUUGCAGUACGUGCCAAAUACAUGACACUGGAUCCUGCAAAAAACAAAUAUGUUAAGUACAUCCGGAACAUCAGAGCAAUUCAAGAAUAUCUCUGCAAUCGAGCUGAUAAACAUUUGGUGCCAAAAAUAAAUAACACUAAUGUUGACCGGAGUGUGGCUGCAAUUCAUGCCACAGUCUUCAGCUGCUUACGAAGACGAGAGGCUGGAGAAGCGUUUUAUGACUCAAUUACAAACACAGUAUCUGUAAUAGAAGAAGAGUAUAGAAAUCAGUGUGCAGCAAACUCGCUGAAUUCUAAAGGGAUGUUUCAGUUGAUACAGAGGAUGGGAUCCUCUAGGCAUCUGAUGGCUCUUGUUAAUACAGAUGGUUCUGUUGCAAAAACUUGGGCAGUUGGUGAAACAUUUCUUGGAGGUCCUAUGUGUGAUUCUUUACAGAUUGGGAAGGCAGAGCCAGUUAAUCUCCAGUUUGGUAAUUUUGGGAUCAGUGCUUGGCCAAGUGAGUCUGGUGGAACCAGUCACUCUGGCACUGUCGAUGACCUGAGCUUUGAAGCCACUGACAAUGGCAGCAGAUACUUUUCUUCCUGUUGCAGCUCUCCUAGAAUAUCAACUGGAUCAGCUAAAAAGCUAAAGGAGGAAUCAUCUGUGUCUGGCAGUGAAGAAGAAGCUGAUGAUCCACCUGACGUAGACAGUGAUGGGUAUUCGAGUGAGGAAAGCCAGAAUGAAAUCCAUGAUGAGAUCGAAGGUUCUGUUGAUGAGGAAUCAACCAAAUCUGAUGAGGAGUACGAGGACCUAGCUAGGCAAGACUGCUGGUGUGACAAUGACAAGGAACCAAAUAACAAAAAGAAGCUGAAAGAUGAUAACAAACCGGCAGAGAAUCAUUUACCACUGAAUUUGGGAAAUAAUCUAACCGGGAAAUAUUUGUCUUUGAUUUCUGAUAGAAGGAAACCACCUCAGCUGCAAAGUCUCGGUCAGCUCUUUUUCGGGUCAAUUCUUUCAAACACACAAGAAUAGUUACCCAAAACAAAAACCUCACUGACAAGAUCUUCAAGUUGAGCAUUGCAUUGGAGGUUAAAAUUUGCAUUCUUGGUGUACAAUUUGUAAGACAACAGGAAAGAUUCCAAGAAUGCUCUUCCUAUUUGGAGAAUGCUGAUACUUUUAGAUUUUUGCUGAAACUUUAGGAUAAGCUCUUUGGAAUGCUCAGUGUUGGGCUAAUUCAUCAUUGAUGCUUAUUUUAGGGAGUCUUUAUAUAUAUAUAUAUAUAUUGAUAGAUCUAUACCUUUGGUUUGGAACUAUGAAAUGUGUGUUUAUUUAGUUGGAUGUAUGAAAGUGUGGAAGUAGUUUUAAAGCUAUAUUUAUGAAUUAUCAAAAGUGCACCUUAAUGAUGUAUUCAUUUAGGAGCCAAAAAAA